AUGUUCCCUGGACUGACUUGGUCACUUCCCUCAAACGCUGUGGGAGACGCAAAGCAACAGCAUUGGGCAGUCCUCGGGCCAUCCAAUGCCGGAAAGACAACGUUCUUCAAUAUUAUCCGGGGGCAGCAUUUGUGCAUCCCUCCAACAGCCCGGUCUUACCCGUACCUGUCGACAGAAGAAGUGGAAAUAGAAGAUUCUCGGUAUAGAAACGUUCCACGUGCAAUACAAUAUGUCGGUUUCAACGGCGAGAGGGGCGGUGUGGGGAAUUCUGGGACAAGAGGCGCCUACUUGAGUGCUAGAUAUGAGAGCCGAAGGGAAGCCACCGACUUUUCUGUGAUGGACUUUCUUAGAGGCAACACGGAUCUCAACCCGUCAGAAGAGCAGGAAGGGAAAGACAUAAAUGAUCAUAGCCUUGAAAAAGUCAUAAGCGACUUAAAACUUGAGGCUCUAGUCAAUAUGCCAAUCGGGAACCUCAGCAACGGUCAGACAAGACGGACUAGAAUUGCCAGGGCUUUACUUGGAAAACCAAUGGUUCUGCUCUUGGACGAACCAUUCAUGGGUCUAGAUCCACCAACCAUGACAACAUUAUCAACCUUGUUACACAGACUUGCCCGGGCCAGCUCACCACGACUAAUAUUGGCUUUAAGGCCACAAGAUCCACUACCAGAUUGGAUAACUCAUGUCAUCCAUUUGGGCCCUAACUUCCAAAUCAUCUACCAAGGUAGAAAGGAUCUUGUGGGUCUUGGGACUACACAAGCAAAAGCAGUCAUGAAGAGGUUGAUUGGGAAUGCCUCUUUAGCGCGAGUUGAUGUUCCGGGAAAUGUGAUUCCACAGAGAGGGCUCACAAAGGCUUAUCAAAACGAGCGUAUUCGAAACCUGCCACGAGCGAACUCCUCAUCUCAUCCAUCGAAGCCAAUUGAAAGUCGCGAAGGCAUUCCAUUGGUUGAUGCAGAUAUCCACGUUUCAGUCAAUGAAGCUCUUGUGGAAAUGCAAGGUGUCCGUGUGAGGUAUGGCGACAAAGAAGUUUUGGGCAGCUGGCAACAGGAGAUUGGAGAUCGAACAGAAAAGGGGCUGUCGUGGACCGUCAGACGUGGAGAACGCUGGGGUGUCUUUGGUCCAAAUGGAUCCGGGAAGACCACACUUGUCUCUUUGAUUUGCUCUGAUCACCCUCAAGCUUAUUCUUUACCAAUCAAGGUCUUUGGACGAGGUCGUCUGCCACAACCAGGAUUGCCUGGCAUAUCCAUUUUUGACAUCCAAUCCCGCAUAGGCCAGUCUUCUCCAGAGAUCCACGCCUUCUUUCCUCGCAAUCUUUCCAUACGCCAGACACUGGAAAAUGCCUGGGCAGACACUUUCCUUGGGACACCACGCUUAAACUACGAGAUCGACGUCGCCGUGGACACAUGUUUGCGGUGGUUUGAAGCCGAAUUGAAUCCCGCCUUCACUCCUCUAACCACUAGUUUCGUGACCAGAUUAUGGAAGUCAGAUAAGGGUUUCCCAAAUAGCAUAGACUGGGCAGACAAUAUUCGCUUUGGCGAUGCUCCGUUUUCUGCGCAACGAGUAGCGCUCUUCUUACGUGCCAUCAUCAAGAAGCCAGAUCUUGUCGUUCUAGAUGAGGCAUUCAGCGGCAUGGACGAUCAUGUGCGUGAUAAGUGCAUGCUCUUUCUGACAUGGGGCGAGACCAAAUCGUUCGGGGCUCGUGUUAACAGGAGAGCAUAUGUCGAGAAACGAUUCGUGUAUGAUACCCCGCCGCAGCUGCUGAGUGAGAUAAUGUUUGAGGGACUGAUCAAGGAUCAGGCAUUGAUAUGCGUUAGUCAUAUCAAAGAGGAGGUUCCAGGUGUGGUGAGACAAUGGAUGAGCCUGCCUGAGGCUGGCACAGGAAAUGCAGCCAGGUUUGGAAGGUUCCCAGGACCGCUAGAAGGAUAUCAGAGUGGCUGGGACGAGGUUUGGGGAGUAUAG
Molecule: messenger RNA, 1956 nt
Organism: Letharia lupina
Lineage: Eukaryota; Fungi; Ascomycota; Lecanoromycetes; Lecanorales; Parmeliaceae
Exons: 4
Coding region: 1-1956 (651 amino acids)
Cellular component (GO): mitochondrion
Molecular function (GO): ATP hydrolysis activity; ATP binding
Source: RefSeq, a predicted model, not a curated record